UGAAAAAAAAAAAAAAACUUCAUGAUGAGUCAUUCUUCAUCUACAACUUCUGUUAAUGGAUUCUACAACUUCUUAACUAGAGGACUUGACAAUCUUGAUCACUUAUUCCUAUCUCAAAACUUCAUGUCUUUUCAUUUUCUUCAACAUGUUUUGUCAUCUUUAAGGUCUUUUCAUUCCCAAUUAACAUUACUAGUCCAAAAGUUACAUUUGCCUGUUGGAGAAAAAUGGCUUGAUGAGUAUAUGGAUGAAAGUUCAAGGCUUUGGGAAGCUUGCCAUGUUCUUAAAUCAGCAAUCACAAGCAUGGAGAAUUAUUACACUGCUGGUGCUAAUUUUGCUUCUUCUCUUGAUGAUCACCACAUUUUAAAUCCCCUGCUUUCCCGCCAGGUUAUUCGAGCGAUAAAUCGAUGUCAGAGGGAAAUAGUAGGACUUGAAGAAGAGAACAAGAGCUUAAUGGAAACAAGAAUGCAAGAUUUAUCAUUGAAUUUCGACGAAAAUGUUCUGAUAGGAUCAAAAUUCAAUGGAUUUAGUGGGUUCAGAGGAGUGCUUUAUGCAAUGAAGAAUGUUAGUUCAUUGCUUUUGGUUAUUUUACUAAGUGGACUUGUAUAUUGUUGGCCACAAACAAGUUUUUACCAAAAUGGUAGUCAUGAAGGGAACAUGGUUUUUGGUUCAUCUUUUAUGGUUUCAACUUCAAGAUUGUAUCAAAGAGUUGCAGCAGAGGUGAAUCAGGCUGAAGGACAACUCCCAGGGAUCCUACUUUUCGAGUAUCGAAGAGCAAGAGUAGCCAUGGCUGAGCUGAAAAUUGAACUAGAAAGAGCUAAAGAAUGUGGAGUAGUAUUGUCACAAGUUGACAUCCAUGAUAAGAUUGAAAAUUUGAAAGAUUGCUUUGGAAUGUUGAAAUGUGGGGCAGAAAGCAUCAUUGGCCAACUUGAUGACUUCUUUGAUGAAAUAGUUGAAGGAAGAAAGAAACUUUUGGACUUGUGCACUCAUAGGUAAUUUAAA
Solanum verrucosum is the source of this 999-nucleotide messenger RNA. RefSeq lists its product as uncharacterized. Lineage: Eukaryota; Viridiplantae; Streptophyta; Magnoliopsida; Solanales; Solanaceae. The record is from RefSeq and is a predicted model, not a curated record. The transcript is spliced from 2 exons. The coding region runs from base 22 to 993 and encodes 323 amino acids.